Messenger RNA from Fomitiporia mediterranea MF3/22, 441 nucleotides. RefSeq lists its product as uncharacterized. The transcript has a single exon. The coding region runs from base 1 to 441 and encodes 146 amino acids. The record is from RefSeq and is a predicted model, not a curated record. NCBI's taxonomy places the organism in Eukaryota, Fungi, Basidiomycota, Agaricomycetes, Hymenochaetales, Hymenochaetaceae.
AUGGAAGGAAGAGAUGGGAGAGGCGAUGGCCGAGAGCGGGCGGAGUUUGAAAUGUGCCCAGAUAGGAUAGGACGAGCCAGCGAAUGGCGGACGCCCAACUUUUUCGUCCGGACGUCCAUCUGCCCUCGUCGUCGCCGUCGUCGUCGCGCACAGGCCGCUCUUUUCGCCGCUUUCGCCUUCGCCGCCGCUGCCCUCGUCGCACACGCCCCGCCGCUCCCCGUCCACAGCUGGCGCGCACGCACGUCAUUUGGGCUUUUGUUCGCGUUCUGCCUCUCUCCAUUUUUAUCUAUUGAUACCGCACCACCUUCAGUCGCUACUUUCCUUGUGUUGUUUGUGCGUGUCUCUCUUUACAAACCCCCUCACACUCGUUUGUCCUCCUCCUGCCGUGCUUCCGCACACCCCGCUCCUUCCUUUCUUAUUCAUAUCUAUAUUGAUAUCUGA